Messenger RNA from Dovyalis caffra, 345 nucleotides. NCBI's taxonomy places the organism in Eukaryota, Viridiplantae, Streptophyta, Magnoliopsida, Malpighiales, Salicaceae. The record is from the annotation of a GenBank genome assembly.
AUGCCACUCACAUUCUCUGACUUGAAUCAUUUUCCUACAGGGACCAUGGUUCCAUCAGGGCUUGAGCAUCAGCUGAUCCAAAUCAAAAACCGUGGGAAAGCAGAUUUUUCUGUUAACAAUGCCAAAGUCAUAAAGCCAAACCUUUGCUUAAAUUCUACAAUCAAGUGCCAUGGAAUUGAUUCAGCCAACACUUCUGCUCCUAUCAUUCAGGAAGGAAGUGCUGGACUGUCACCUACUGUUUCCAGUGUUUCACCAAAUCAGAUCCAACCUGAUGGUGGUGAGCAUCAAUUUCCUGCGGAAGACAUUGCAAGAAUUGUCAGGGAGAAGUACCAAGAGGAAAGAUAA